ACCAGCCAACAGGCCGACGCAGCCACCUAAACAAAUUGCCCAAGUAACAAAACAGCCGCCCAACUAGUCGCAUAUUAAACGUCCAGCAGUCAUGAAACGGACCUACUUGUUGCUCUGCCUGAGCCUGCUGACCUGCAAUGUGGCGAAUUCUUCCUAUCUGCGUAACCUGGAGGCCCUGAAUCAGCUAAGCAAAUCAUCCUCCUCCUCCAGCCUACAGCUGCAGCAGCAGCAGCUGCUUCGUGGAGAUCUCAAUGGCAAUGAUGGUAACAGUGAGGACGAUAAUGAUGAUGCCACCACAAUUACACCCAACUCCAGCGAGGACUAUGACAGUCGUCCGCAGUACAGUUUUGCCUACGAUGUGCGCGACACCUUGACCGGCGACGAUAAGCGGCAGGAGGAGAAGCGCGAUGGGGAUCUGGUCAAGGGACAGUACUCUCUGAUCGAACCCGAUGGCACGCGACGCAUUGUGGAGUACACGGCCGAUGAUGCCAGCGGCUUCAAUGCCAUCGUUUCGAAUCAGCGUGUGGAUGAGCAACAGCUGCAGCAGCAGAGGAUCAGCAGCUCCGCAUCCUCCUCCUCCUCAUCCCGUUACAGCAGCAUUGAGGAGCUGCAGUCACGCCUGACCGCCCAAGCGAUUGCCGAUGCCCAGAGUCUGGCCGAUGCCCAGCAGGCCAGCCAAUUGCAAUUGGAGGCGCAGAGUCGACGCGAGUCCGAGAACCACGCCCGUGUCCAGGCACAGCAGCUGAUGGAGCAGUUCCAACAGCAGGUCCAGCAGACGACACAACUUCGCCAGCAGCAGGAACAACAGCGCCAACAGCAGGAACAGCAGCGACAGCAGCAGGAGCAACAGCUCCGCGAUCUUCAGCGCUUGCAGGAGCAACGAGAACGCGAGCAGCGAGAACAAGAGCAGCGGGAAAGAGAGCAACGGGAGCGAGACUUGAGGGAACGCGAGCUAAGAGAUCGGGAGCAGCGGGAGCGUGAUCAGGAGCGACGACAGCAGCAGGAGCGUCGUCAGAGCCAGCGACUACUCGAUCAGCAGACCCUACUCCUGUCCCAGAGCCUGCCCAGCGCCAGCCAACUGCUCGGUCAGACUGUCCAGGCCACCGUUGUUUCGCAUCCACCCACACUGCUCUCACGCCUACCAGCCUCCUCAUCAUUAACCUCUUCUUCGUCCCGCACCACUUUGCUGUCCCGUGAUCGCGAUCUGGACGCCUGGCGACAGUUGCCCAGCGCCCGCCUCACCAUCGAACGCACCUCGCAGCCGCAGCUGAUACUCGCCCAACCCGCCAGUGCCUCUGUCCAGGCUCAGCUGAUCAGUGGAUCGCCGUUGCUGCUGGACUCGAACCUGAAUGGAUUGCUCACCACGCGCAUCAAUGGGCAGGGGGCUCGUGCUGGCUUGAGCUGGUCCAAUGGUCGCCGACUUCUGAACAAUGAUCUCUGGCAGCUGGAGAGACUCGAUGAUCGCGAGGACAGUCGCCGGGAGGACAACCGACGAGAAGAGAACCGCCGAGAGGAAAACCGAAGAGAAGAGAUCCGACGAGAAGAGAACCGACGAGAGGAGAACCGACGAGAGGAAAGUCGUCGUGAGGACACUCGUCGGGAGGAUCUGCUGCUACGUCGCGAUAGCGAGGAACUGCGCUCUGGCAGCGCCGAACGCCUCAGCAACAGCCGGAACAAGGCCUGGUAGAGCCAACCACAAUCCACACAAAAAACCACACUUCAAACUGAACUCAAAAUGCAGCCAACGGGCAACGACCAACGACCUCAACGAUCUUCAAACUUGGACAACGAUUAUGUUUAGUAUUUAAGUUUUACCACUGCCUUAGCGCUAGCUAAAAGACUCUUGUGUAAUAUUAGUCUUAUUAUUUUUGGGGAUUUCGGUGACGCUUUUCUGCCCACGCACACGCUGUGAGUAUUUUGCCCCCUCUCUGUGAGUAUUCUGCUCUACCCUCUGGAGCAAUAAUCCCUCUCUGUAUGAUUACCCUCUCCCUUUACUCUACUAAAAGAAAUUAAUCGUUUCCUGCAUCACGCAUACAGCAAAACUAUGCCAAGAACUUAACCCAGUCAGGCGCUAACGCUUCUUUCUGUCUAACUUUAGCACUAAGCUGAAUUGUUUUUGUGUUACUUUAUAGUUAGUCAAACUGCAUUAAUGUGAAAAAGCAACAAAAAAAUAAAACAACAAAUACAUCAGAAUAAACAAGGAUGCUGUGGCUUCAGAGAAAUGAUGCCAUGUAUACCCUUUUGCAAAAUGAAA
Messenger RNA from Drosophila obscura, 2254 nucleotides. RefSeq names its product trichohyalin. Lineage: Eukaryota; Metazoa; Arthropoda; Insecta; Diptera; Drosophilidae. Bases 92 to 1687 code for a protein of 531 amino acids. The record is from RefSeq and is a predicted model, not a curated record. Gene Ontology annotation, cellular component: extracellular matrix. The transcript is spliced from 2 exons.